This is a messenger RNA of Lasiosphaeria miniovina, 699 nucleotides long. RefSeq lists its product as uncharacterized. NCBI's taxonomy places the organism in Eukaryota, Fungi, Ascomycota, Sordariomycetes, Sordariales, Lasiosphaeriaceae. The transcript is spliced from 3 exons. The record is from RefSeq and is a predicted model, not a curated record. The coding region runs from base 1 to 699 and encodes 232 amino acids.
AUGACCCCCGAUGAAAGAAUGGCCAUUCUCAAUGCCGUAGCUAACCGGCGCCAUGCUGUUCUCGCCCAAGUCGCCAAAGCCCGCCCCGAGAUGGUGAAGCCGGACGUCUCCAAAGGCACAGUCGACAAGUACGAGGAUCGGUUCCACUACAAGUUAUUCGAGGACGGAGUUAGACAGCAAGUCAGUACCGAUCACAUCGGCUGGCACGUUGACCGGAAAAUCUGGGCGGCCUAUCUUGGCAGCAAGCCCUUCUCCUACAUGAAAGAGCCCGAGAAGUUUGCAGGCCCCCACAGCCUCCCUUGGGCCAAGUUUCUCCAGAACCAGAUUGUCAGCGAGCCCGGCACGGCGCCCGCUUCAUCGAGACGACACCGUGCCCCGAGCACUACCUACACAAGCACGGUUAGACAUGGCAGCAGCCCGUCCGUCUCCUUCAACGCUUCCCCGGUAGGCCACAGAGUCGAACGCGCCAAGCGUCCCCGCAUCGAAUCCAAGAAGAGCUUCACGGUCGAGGUAGGCAACGAGGCCCCGACCGAGGUAGCCGGCGGCGGGAAGUACAUCUGCCGCAAAAAGAUCAUUGAGACGUACUACGAGAAGCAGGCCGACGGCAGCGUCUGUAAGGUUUUGGAGAAGGUGUCUACGGAGACCUUCCCAACCGAUAAUGCCCUAUUCGAUGACGAUAGUGGAGACGAGGAGGCGUAG